Molecule: messenger RNA, 1080 nt
Organism: Penicillium oxalicum
Lineage: Eukaryota; Fungi; Ascomycota; Eurotiomycetes; Eurotiales; Aspergillaceae
Product: D-arabinitol 2-dehydrogenase
Exons: 1
Coding region: 1-1080 (359 amino acids)
Molecular function (GO): oxidoreductase activity, acting on the CH-OH group of donors, NAD or NADP as acceptor
Source: RefSeq, a predicted model, not a curated record
AUGUCUCUGGCUCGCCAAUUCCUUCGCACCUGCCGGGCAGGCCAAAAUACUCUCCCCACUGUUUCUCGAGUCCCCAUCAAUCACUUCUCGACCACCCGUGCAAACCGCCUUCACAAUACCGACCAAAAAAACCGCAUCCCGGAAAAAGAAGUCCCCGUCACAGACUACGAUGCUGGUCACAGCUCUGCUCAUAAGCGCACCCUCCCCGUCAACCACAGCACGCUUCGCGACACAUCGUCAAUGUGGCCAGACGCCGAGGCCGUGGACCCUCUCACCCGUGAUGUGUACGAGCAGAUGCCCAAGACCAUGCGCAAUAUGAGUCUAUUCGGCAAGACUGUCAUCAUCACCGGUGGAGCUCGUGGCCUGGGCAACCACAUGGCUCGCGCUUGUGCCGAAGCCGGUGCUAAGAACCUGGUCAUCUUCGAUGCGAACCAGGAGCUCGGUGACGAGGCUGCCGCUGAGCUUCACGACAAGACUGGCCUCCCCAUCUCCUUCUACCGCGUUGACGUACGGGAUGCAGGCGCCAUUACCGCUUCUGUAGAGGCUUGUGUGGAGAAGUACGGAGUCCCCGAUGUGCUGAUCAACUCUGCCGGUAUCGCCGACUCCAACAUCAAGGCGGAGACUUACGAUGUUGCCAUGUUCCGCCGUCUGAUUGACAUCAACCUCACGGGCUCCUUCCUCAUGUCCCAGGCGGUGGGCCGGACGAUGAUUGCGGCUGGAAAGCCGGGUAGCAUCAUCCUGGUAGCUUCCAUGUCCGGCACCAUUGUCAACUACCCUCAAGAGCAGAGCUGCUACAAUGCCUCCAAGGCCGGUGUCAUCCAAUUGGCCAAGUCACUCGCGGCGGAGUGGGCCAAGAAUGAGAUCCGAGUCAACUGUAUCUCUCCCGGAUACAUGGACACUGCCUUGAACCGGGUGCCCGCCCUGGAAGCGCAAAAGAAGAUCUGGAAGUCCUUGACUCCCCAGAACCGCCUGGGGAAUGUUGAUGAGCUCAACGGUCUCUGUGUGUUCCUGGGCUCGGACUCAUCCAAGUUCAUGACGGGUGCCAACUGCAUCAUUGACGGUGGAUACACCUGCUACUGA